CGCGAACACGAUUUUCACGAACAUUGAUUGAACGUAAAGACUUCAAACGGUUUGUUGGACCUAGCGGGCCGAAACCCAUCAUAUAUUUACAAUCCAGUUAAGGCCCAUUUAGUGUCCUCCCAAACAUAAACCUUUAUGUUUUGGUGAAAUCGAUUCUCGAGACGUCGAUUCUGACUACCAUCCGUCACUGCCAUGGAAGCUCUUUCGAGUUCGGCUUGGCAAAUUCAGAGAUUCUCAGAGAGCUCCUUGCUCACCCACGCUUCCAAAACCAGCAAUAAGCAUUGUUCUUUCUUGAGGGUCGGUUAUAGUUUACCCGCUACGCCGUCGUUUCGAUGCUUGUCUCGGGUUUCGGCCCUCGCGCAUGAAAUUUCCGAUGAGGACGGCGGCAAAGAGGAUGCUCGGUUGAAUUACGGUAAUGGCAUUCCGGGAUUUUUACCGGAAGAAAGUCUCUUGCUUUCCGAGGGUGAUACGGACCUCAAACAGAGUAGUGAAAUGGAUGCUCAUUUUACUUCCCAUCAAUUUAUGGUCUCAUAUGGAAAUGUAAAUGGGGGUGGAACAAGAGCUGGGCUUUUCAGGACACCCAUAUCUGGCGGAGUGCAGAGUGCAACAUCUGCACACGGCUUACCUAGACCAGCCUUAGCUGUCAGGAAUCUAAUGGAACAGGUUUACCUAAAUUAUAGAUNGAUUCCUGGAUGGAGUGGCUUGUCGAAUGCACGAGUGACAAUCUUUGGCGAUGUAUACCCGCUCCCUGAAGACAAGCAGGAAUGGGCCCAUAAGCAGUACAUAGCAAAACACCAUCAAGGACCUUCUCAGCAGUGGGGAAAUUUCUACUACUUUCGAAUGCAGAACAUAAGUGAUAUAUAUUUCAUUGGAGGCUUUGGGACUGUUGCUUGGGUUGAUCUCAAAGAAUAUGAAACCAUUCAACCCGAUAAGAUUGCCGUUGAUGGAGGUGAACAGAAUUUAAAGGAACUAAAUGCAAUUUUUUCAAAGCCUCUGAAAGAGCUUUUGUCCAAGGAAGCUGAGGUAGAUGAUGCUGCUCUUAUAUCCAUCGACAGUAAAGGAGUUGAUGUUCGGGCCCGCCAAGGCGUCCAGUUUAAUGUUCAGAGGAUUUCAUUUGAAGAAACUCGGGGUGUUGAAACACUAGACGAGGCAAAGAAAGCGCUUUGGAAAAUAAUCGAUAGAGGCCGAAUACCCAGUUUGCAAUAAUGAGAAAAAAAUGCAGUUUGGUUUAAUUGUAGAAUGACUGUGAAAAUGAAAGCUGUGUUUGUAACUUUUAUUAGAUUUGCUAAGAGUUACUGUGCAUGAAAUUGCAUGAGCUACAUAUUAUAUUAAGGGACUUGUUUAUGUUUGAAUAUUUGAUAACCAGAAUUUGACUCCUCGAGAUAUGUCACAGUAGUUUUUUUGUUUGAUGAAUGAUGAGUGGCCUUGUGAUGAUUUCUCGGGGCAUUAUGUAAUAAAUUCUAAUUUCUUGAUACAUGUAUGAGAAUGAUUCUAGGUUUGUAGUUCCCUGGUAAGUUUCUAUAUUG
Messenger RNA from Striga asiatica, 1526 nucleotides. The record is from the annotation of a GenBank genome assembly. NCBI's taxonomy places the organism in Eukaryota, Viridiplantae, Streptophyta, Magnoliopsida, Lamiales, Orobanchaceae.